Messenger RNA from Naegleria gruberi, 4545 nucleotides. RefSeq lists its product as uncharacterized. Gene Ontology annotation, biological process: motor neuron axon guidance. Lineage: Eukaryota; Heterolobosea; Eutetramitea; Acrasida; Naegleriidae. The record is from RefSeq and is a predicted model, not a curated record. Gene Ontology annotation, molecular function: protein binding. The transcript has 2 exons. Bases 1 to 4545 code for a protein of 1514 amino acids.
AUGAUCAUUUCAGAAACAUACGGUAACAGGAUUCGCAGAGUAUUAACAAAUGGAACUAUCAUUCCACUGGCAGGGAGUGGAAGUUCAAAUGAUUGUGCAGGUAUUACAGCAUCUAACACUCCAUUGGUAAGUCCAAAAGGAACUUAUUUUAGUGCGAAUGGAGAUAUUUAUGUAGCUGAAACUCAAGGUCAUAGGAUUAGUAGAAUUUCAAAGAAUGGAAUGAUUGACUCUAUUGCUGGUACAGGUAAAUUUGGUUUUAAUGGAGAUAAUUUAUUUGCUACAGAUACACAAUUAUCAAAUCCUUUUGCAGUUGCCUUUGAUCUAGAAACCCAAUUGAUUGUCUCAGAUUCUGGUAAUCAUGUCAUUCGUAAAAUUCUUAGAAAUGGAACAAUGGUCAUUAUUGCUGGAACUGGACAAUCAGGAUAUAAUGGAGAUGGAAUUGAUGCUAAGAUUGCAAAAUUAAAUAAUCCAUCAGGUAUUGUUGUGGAUUCUAAAACUGGUGAGCUUUUUAUUGCUGACACUGCUAAUAAUAGAAUUAGAAAGAUUUUAACAAACGGUACUAUAAUAACUAUUGCUGGAACAGGUGAAACAGGAUAUAAUGGAGAUGGAAUUGAUGCAACAAGCGCUCAAAUAAGAGGCGUGUAUGGUAUUGCCCUUGAUGUUAAUUCUGAGCUCUACAUUGCUGAUGCUAAUAAUUAUAGGAUUAGAAAGAUUUUAUCAAAUGGAACAAUUAUAACUAUUGCUGGAAAUGGAGGCUAUGGUUUCAUUGAUAAUGUUCUUGCAACAAAUGCCAAACUUGCUUUCGUUAAUGGAAUUGCUGUAGAUACGAACGGUGAAGUUUAUAUUACUGAGUCUGAGAAUGGAUUUUCAAAUCAUCGAAUUCGUAAAAUAUUGACAAAUGGAACCAUUAUAACAUUUUCAGGAACUGGUUCAAGAGGUUAUUAUGGUGAUAAUGUGGAAGCAGCUGAUGCCAAAUUCUAUACUCCUUAUUUCGUUUCUGUUCGCCAAACAACAGGUGAGGUGCUUAUUUCAGAUACUGGAAAUAAUUUCUUGAGAUUGGUUUCAACAACUCGUCUAUGCAAUGGAACUCUAGCAAGUGAUCCUAUGGUUUGUAGUGGGCACGGAAUAUGUUAUUUAACAGAUGUUUGCACUUGUAACCCUGGCUAUAUUGGUUCAUUAUGUGAUGUUGUGGCAUGUAAUGGUUUCAAUUCGAGUGAUCCUAGAGCUUGUAAUGGACAUGGUAUUUGUGAAGGACCAAACAUUUGUAAUUGCACUACAGGUUAUGUUGGUUCAUUUUGUGAUGUUUCUUUGUGUUAUGGUUUCAAUUCGAGUGAUUCAAGAGUUUGUAAUGGACAUGGUAUUUGUGAAGGACCAGAUAUUUGUAAUUGCAGCACAGGUUAUAUUGGCCCACUAUGUGAUGAUGUGGCAUGUGAUGGUUUCAAUUCAAGUGAUUCAAGAGCUUGUAAUGGACAUGGUAUCUGUGAAGGACCAAACAUUUGUAAUUGCAGCACAGGUUAUAUUGGUUCAUUUUGUGAUGUUGUGGCAUGUGAUGGUUUUAAAAUAAGUGAUCCUAGAGCUUGUAAUAGACAUGGUAUUUGUGAAGGCCCAAACAUUUGUAAUUGCACUACAGGUUAUGUUGGUUCAUUUUGUGAUGUUUCUUUGUGUUAUGGUUUCAAUUCGAGUGAUCCUAGAGUUUGUAAUGGACAUGGUAUUUGUGAAGGACCAGAUGUUUGCAAUUGUACCACAGGUUAUGUUGGUUCAUUUUGUGAUGUUGUGGCAUGUGAUGGUUUCAAUUCAAGUGAUUCAAGAGCUUGUAAUAGACAUGGUAUUUGUGAAGGCCCAAACAUUUGUAAUUGCACUACAGGUUAUGUUGGUUCAUUUUGUGAUGUUUCUUUGUGUUAUGGUUUCAAUUCAAGUGAUCCUAGAGUUUGUAAUAGACAUGGUAUCUGUGAAGGCCCAAACAUUUGUAAUUGCACUACAGGUUAUGUUGGUUCAUUUUGUGAUGUUUCUUUGUGUUAUGGUUUCAAUUCGAGUGAUCCUAGAGCUUGUAAUGGACAUGGUAUUUGUGAAGGACCAGAUGUUUGCAAUUGUACCACAGGUUAUGUUGGUUCAUUUUGUGAUGUUUCUUUGUGUAAUGGUUUCAAUUCGAGUGAUCCUAGAGUUUGUAAUGGACAUGGUAUCUGUGAAGGCCCAAACAUUUUUACCAUUCAAACAAGCUCUGAACAAUUAUAUGCAAACCUUUUUAUUGAUACUAUUUCCAGUAAGAAGGUAACACUUGUGGUUGCAAAUCAAGAUUUAGAACAAAGUAAUGAAGCGGAAACUUGGAGUUACGUUUGUCAAGAUGAAAAUUUUACUAAUUGUGGUCAGACAAUUGCCAAUAUUCUCUCGAAUUAUGCUUCUAUCAAAUCUAAAACUUUGGAAUUAUCAGCAGAUAAUUUCCCAUCCAUUGAUUCCACAUAUUCAAUUACUUUAAACAUUGUAAAGGGAGUAAGAAGUUUUUCAUCUUUAAUUUCCUUGAAAUUUCCAAAAGAAAACCAAAAACUUCCUCCAAUAGUUAACUUAUUGAAUGUUAUUCCAAAUAGAAACAGAUUAAGCAAAUCUGAAUUUUUGAAUUUACAAAUUUCUGUCACUAACAGUGAUGGAUUGGAUGUCAAAAAUUUAAAAAGAGAAUGGAAAUUGAAUGGACAAUCAAUUGAUGAUAACUAUUUAACCAAGAUGAGUACAGCAUUAUCAGAUUCUAACAAUAUCGUUUUAAGUAUCACCUAUUUAGAUGAAGGUUCAUCUAACGUAUUGACAUGUCAAGUCACAGAUUUGGAUAGUCAAUUGUCAAGCACUUUUAGUUACUCAUUUUCAAUUAUUACAUCACCUAAACCAUGUCCAUGUUCAGUUUCACCAUCUACAGGAUAUGCGUUAGAAACAGAAUUUACCUUCUCAUGCACAAACUGCCAAAAUAAGGACAAUACUCUAGCAUUUAGUCUAUCAUUUGUAGAUGAUAAAUCUGGAGCUCUUAUUCCACUUGUAAUUGAAGGUGGAAACACAUUUACCACAAAGCUUCCAUAUCCAAUUUCCAAUCCAUUAAUGUUUGACAUUACAAUUGUUGACAUAGAGACACUUGCAUCAGUUCAAAACUAUCAAAACAUUCAGAUGAUUUUACCAAAAGCAAGUUCUGUUCGUGAAGUCAAAACAAAAGUUGCCAAGUGGAAUACUUUCCAAACUUCACUUCAACAAAAUGAUUUGAGAAGAAUGAUUUUCUCAUCUGCAAUUAUUUCUAGAACCUCUGAGGCAAUGAUUUCAGCAAUCAGUGGAAGAAGAUCUAUUUGUUUGAACGGCGGAGUUUAUAAUUCUCAAUUAAGAAAAUGUAUUUGUGUGAAUGGAUACAAAAAGAAAGAUUGCAGCCUUAAUGAAGAAGAUUUCACAUUGUUAACUGAAUUUAAAGGUGAAUUAUUUAAUAACUUUUUAUUUGCAUUCAAAAACAGACAAGAACAAAUGUCUGAAAUGUAUAUCAUCUAUCAAUUAUAUGGCUUGGAUUCACUUUUAUCAAAUUAUGAUGAAUUGAAUGCUGAGAUGUUUGCAAAUGGAGUCCAAUUCUUCAAGGAUUUAAUAUCUUCCGCUGUUAGUGUUUCUAAUUUACAUCUAAGACCUGGAAUUGACAAAUUAACUCAAAAUAUUAUCAACUCACUUUACAGAUAUUUGAUUUAUAAUGGAUGUAUUGAAAAGGAAUGUUUGAGAGAUCAUGUUAUUGAAAUGAUAAGCAUGUUGAAAGAAAUUUCACAACUAUUACUCAGAUCCAAACUUGUAGGAGAAAGUGAUCUGAAAUUAGACACUGAUUUUAUGGUGUUAUUGACAAAUAAGAACUAUAGAUACCAUUUCAAUAGUUUGAAAGUUCAAAAUUUAACUUUACCUACCAAUGAUGAAGGAAUUUCUUCAAUUAAUAACAGAAUGCUAUUGUCUUUCAUUUCAACUAGUUCACAUAAUUUGGCCAACAAAAUUGAGUCAACAAUUGAAGUUUAUGAGAAGGUAGAAAAUAAUAGAAAAGAGACUCAAACAAUCACCAAGGAUUAUUCUAUUACUUCAAAUGUUAUAAGUUUUUCCUUUUUAAGAGACCUCCAAAUGAAUCAAUCCAUUUCCUUCUCCUUCCCUAGAAAUGAUCAAUUUUCCGCAAGAAGCGAGCAAUCAUUCGAAUAUUCAUGUAUUGUAAUUUGGAAUAUCACUCAAGUUAGACCAGAAAAUGAAAAUAAUAAUUGUAAAAUAGUUGUCAACCAAGAAACAAUUAUUUGUCAAUGUCCAUAUCAAAACCAAACUCAAGUAGGUGUUUUGAGAACAGCCAUUUCGAGACGUGUUUCAGUUGAACAAGUAGCUCAACCUUCAGAUUCAAGUAAUUUACUCUAUCUAUUAUUUUUACUCUUUUUAGUAUUGUUUAUUAUUUUAAUUGUAAUAAUAAUUGGAAUUGUUAUUGUAUGUCUGGUUAAAAGAAGGAGAAAUGGUGGUAGUAAAAAGUCAGCAGCACAUGUUGAAAUGGAGACUGUUAAAACUUCGACAGUUUAG